Molecule: messenger RNA, 2212 nt
Organism: Gasterosteus aculeatus aculeatus (three-spined stickleback)
Lineage: Eukaryota; Metazoa; Chordata; Actinopteri; Perciformes; Gasterosteidae
Product: carotenoid-cleaving dioxygenase, mitochondrial
Biological process (GO): retinal metabolic process; carotene catabolic process
Cellular component (GO): mitochondrion
Molecular function (GO): carotenoid dioxygenase activity; beta-carotene 15,15'-dioxygenase activity
Source: RefSeq, a predicted model, not a curated record
GCUGGAGGACGGUAUAAAGCUGAGUCUUUGUUGGAGAAGAUCCACACGCUCCAGAGACUCCAGCAGCAGCCAUGGACCACCUCCCAAAGGAACAGCGCCGUGCUCCGGCAGCCACCAAGUCCAAGUCCAGGAAGAUCAUCAAGCACUUCACGGACGUGCAUGGACUGCCGUGCAUCGAGAAGAUCGUGAGCUCGGUGGAGGACACCCCCGAGCCCAUCGGCACCGACAUCACAGGCAGCAUCCCGGUGUGGAUCCGAGGGAGCUUCCUGAGGAACGGGCCCGGCAAGUUCGAGAUUGGAAACCAGAAGUUCAACCACUGGUUCGACGGCAUGGCCCUGCUGCACCAGUUCAAGAUAGCCGAGGGCAGGGUGACCUACAAGAGCCGCUUCCUGUCCAGUGACAGCUUCACGGCCAACAAGGAGCACAACCGCAUCGUCGUGUCCGAGUUCGGCACCAUCACCAUGCCGGACCCCUGCAAGAACUUCUUCCAGCGCUUCCUCUCCCGAUUCGAAUUGCCGAAGCCCACGGAUAACGCCAACGUGAGCUUUGUGACCUACAAAGGUGAUUAUUACGUCAGUACGGAGACCAACAUCAUGCACAAGGUGGACCCUGAAACCCUUAAGACCACCAAGAAGGUGGACUGGAGCAAAUUCAUCGCGGUGAACGGAGCGACCGCUCACCCUCACACGGAACCCGAUGGCACCACCUACAACAUGGGGAACUCCUACGGCGCCAAAGGAGCGAGCUACAACAUCAUCAAAGUGCCGCCCACCAAGGCGACCGCCGAGGACACCCUGGAGGGGGUUUCCGUGCUAUGCUCCAUUCCCUCGUCGGACAAGAGCAAACCGUCCUACUACCACAGCUUUGCGAUGUCCGAGAACUAUGUUGUGUUCAUUGAGCAACCCAUCAAGAUGGACCUGUUGAAGAUUGUGACGGGGAAGCUGAGGGGGAAGAGCAUCAGCGACAGCUUCCUGUGGGACCCGACCCUCAACACCAUCUUCCACCUGAUCCACAAGCAGACGGGAACGGUGAGCGCCGUCAAGUACCUCGCCAAGCCGCUGUCGACCUUACACCAGAUCAACGCCUAUGAGGAGGACGGCUUCCUGGUCCUGGACAUGUGCGCUUCAGACGACGGCGAGGCAAUCAACAACUACAACGUGCAGAACCUGCGCAAGUCUGGAGAAGCCCUUGACGAGGUGUACAACACCUUGUGCAGGGUCUUCCCACGGCGGUUCGUUCUGCCGCUGAAUGUGGACCAAGAGACGCCCUACGGCAGGAACCUGAACCCGAAAGGCAGCGCCACUUCUGUGAGAUUCGCCAAGAACAAGGUCUUCUGCACCCACGAGGACCUCCACGGAGAGGAUUUGAGUGAAUACGGAGGUCUGGAGUUCCCUCAGAUCAACUACACCAAAUACAACACCCGCCCCUACCGCUACUUCUACGGCUGUGGCUUCAGACAUCUCGUCGGAGACUCGCUGAUCAAGAUGGACCUCAGCGGGAAGCGCAUGAAGGUGUGGGAGGAACCCGGGCUGUAUCCCUCCGAACCCGUGUUUGUGCCAUCACCUAACGCCACGGAGGAGGACGACGGCGUUAUCAUGUCUGUGGUCAUCACGCCCAAUAAGGACAAGAGCACAUUCCUUCUGGUUUUAGAUGCCAAGACCUUUGCAGAGCUGGGCCGAGCCGCCGUGCCCGUCAACAUCCCCUACGGCUUCCACGGCACGUUCAGCGCCACGGCGUAAACGUGGGGAUCACACGAGAGGAAAGCAGUUAUGGACUAUGUAAAAAUAGUCCGUCUCAAAGUUGUUUGAGGUCACUGCCCAGAUAUGAAUGUAUAGAUUGAAUGAAAAAAAAAAUUGUAUUCAUUUUGUAACUGUUUUGUAAGUAACUUUUGACUUUUGAAACGUUUUUUUAAACAUUUAUAUUAAAAAUACAUGUUAACGUGAGGGUGGCUGGUAUGAGGGGCUGAGGAUCAAGAACAGUGCGAGGACGAAAGUAAAAGCUCAGCUGGAGUUCAGCGAAUCUUUAUCGCGUCCGUGUUUCCCAAGGAGCUGAUAAAGUGAGCGCACAGCUCCGGCUCGGUGCCAACAUGCACAGCAGAGUGUGUGUGAAUACUUUUAUUGAUUAAUGGAUCACAAGCGAUAAUAAUGAUAAUAAUGUACAUCUUUAAAAGCAUGCAUGAAAUGUUAAAUAAAGAAAACUUCCCUCAAACAUU